UCAAUUAGAAGCCAUUAAUAAGAACCAGUUGUAGGUUGCCAGGUUGAGAAAAAAUCCUCUGACUGGUUUAAAUUUGUUUUAUUUGGUAAUAAUAAUGCUGUUAUACAUUUUGGUAAUCCAUUUAUAAAUGCUAAGUAAGUUGUUAAUAAUAAAUAUAUUGUGGUCCAAAUCCUCUGCAGCCCAUUCCAGAAAGUAAAUAAUCAAACAUAUUGAUUAGCACAUUGAUCAAUAAUAAAACAUAUAUUUUUUGUGUUUAUGUUUACUUGUUGAUUUUAUUUAUCUCUGUGGCUUUUUAUUUUUCUGUGUAAAGCACUUUGUUAUAUUGGUGCUGUGCACACAAACUUUAUGAUUAUUAUACGGUUUGCUCAGUAAGGGUAUUUUUCACAACCUGGCAACCCAAAUGUUCUUAAUGGCUUAUAACUGAUUUGAAAAGCAUUGGUAAAUGACUUAUUAACCAUGAAUAAAUCCAUUACAUACAACUACUUAACUCCUUAUAAGGAGGCCUUUUUAGAGAGUGGCAUCAAAUUGUCUUUCAUGUAAUAUUUGUAUUCUGCUGUUUUCCCCUAAAGAAUUUAAUAAUCGUAAAAUAAAAAUAAAUAAUUGAAUGUUGAAUUUUGAGUCGCUGCUACUCAAUUAGUCUUAACUCCAAAUCGUAUUGCAAGUGUUAUAUCAGAGGAAAACAGCGUCCUCUUAUAAUAACGACAUGAUCAUAAUUGAAAACAUUUGAUCGAGCGCCACCACCCUCAGAUCCAAGCAGCUUUACUGGGGACAGCCGAACAUUACCGGGAACUGUCGAAACGGAAAACGAAACUCCCGUUUAAUGUGUGCACUUCCUGGUCCAAUUAUAACACUGUCUGUAUGCCUCCAUGAAACACACCGCUCUGCCUCCUCUUCACUUGCGUCCGAACGACGGAUGGGAACGCAGAAACAACGGAUGUAGCCUCAUAUUAUUAUUUAUGUUUCCAGACACCCGCAGCAGCCCGUGCGGCCUGAUUGUGGCCGAUUUCGUACGUGCAAGCGACGCAACUCCUGUUUGGAAUAAAAUUUUCUUUUGUCUGCGCAACUGGAAGCAACAUUUUUUGAUGUGUGAUUAGGGAUUGAUAAGUAAACAAGUCGGCCUGCUCUCAUGAUUAGAGGCGAGGUGAGAUUGAUACCUCAGACUCUCAUUGUCCUUGAUCGCAAGUUGAUUUUUACUUCGGAGCAGAGGAACUGUGGGCUUCAAUGGCGUCAGUUUCGAAGGUGUCUAUUCUGGAUUACUUUAAUAUUGUGUUUGAAGGUGAAAAUGGCAAAAUCGAGUCCAACUGCAAGGCUUGUGGUACCAGAAUCCAGGCGAAGCGGAGCGUCACGUCCAACUUCGUAACGCAUCUCAAGCGAAAGCACCAGGCUAUGUAUGAUGACUUUGUGAAAAGGAAGGAUAUGAAGAGAGAGGGUUACUCCUCUGCUUCCCUGCAUAGUUUCACCACCAAUGGAGGGAAUACCCGCUUCACUCUCCCCAUCAGUACUGGAGUGGGAGCAGGAGGAGGAGGAGGUGUCGGAGGAAUGGGAACUCUGGAGGGAGGAGUAGGAGGAGGCUCUGGAGGAGGGGUGACCAAGUUUGACAGACAUGACCCACGUCAGGUUCUGAUCUCAGAGGCUAUAGCUAAGAUGAUCGUGCGUGAUCUGCAGCCAGUGUCCAUAGUGGAAAAUCAAGGCUUCAGAGAGCUGCUUCAGCUCCUGGAGCCACGUUACACUCCUGAGCGCCAGCACUACAUCCAGAGCCAGCUCCUCCCAGCCUACGCCUACCAGGCCCAGCUAGCAACCCGUCAGGCCCUGGCCUCAACGCACGCCCUCAGUCUCAGCCUGGAUCUCUGGAGGGGCUUAACUGGAGCCACUUCAGGGUACCUUGGUGUCACCUGCCAUUUUCUUACAUCUGAUUGGCAGAUGCGUUCCGCUCUCCUGGCGUGUCUUCCCCUGACCGGGGGCAGCUCAGGGAAUCGUGUGCUUUCAGAAUUUGAUGAAGUAUGUCAAUCUCAUGGCGUGUCAGGGAGAGCAUUUCGUGUUGUUGCGGACCCUUUCUUGGUAACAACAACAGUAAAGCCAUGUUGUCUUCCUGGUUUCCUGGUUUCACCUCUGCUCGCUACUGGGCAAAGCGAAGAUGAUGAAGAAGAGGCAGACAAUAGUAACAAUGUGGAGGAAGGGAUCAGGAAUGGCCAUGGUGACGGUGGAGAGGAAGGAGAAUGGGAGAACUCGUGGGAGCAGGGUCUGGGUGUUUGUCGGGUGGACUGUUUCUCUCGCUCUCUUGAACAGUGUGUCAGUGACGGGUUACGCUCCUGUCCACAGCUCUCUUCCACACUGGCCAAGGCUGCCUGUUUCUAUAACUACAUUACCUCUGCUGUUCCACCUGAGAAACUUAACCAGGUGUUUGAUGGUCCUGGGUUGAUCAUGGGGGGACCAGGAAAUACCCCUCCUGCAGCAAGAGACUGGGCUGCACAGCUUAAGGUACUUCGGCGGCUGCUGGAUUCAGUGGAGUUCCUGGAGGAGAUGAGUGGUCCGGGGGAGCUGGCGCUGGGUGGAUCAGAGAGAGCCCGGCUGAGAGAGCUCACUGACACUUUGGAGCCCUUCACUGAGGCCUGGGACAUGGUGCAUGGGGACAGACAGGCAGACAUCCAGAUAGACAGACAUGUGUCCAUCAGCCUGGCUCUGCCGUGCGUUCUGGGCCUUCGGAAGCAUCUCUCUGAGACCUCAACCCCCCACUGCCCCUCUCUCCUGGUGGGCCUCAGCCAGGCAGUAGAGAGUCGGCUGGCCCCUCUCCUGGAGGACCCUCUCUACAUCACUGCCACCACCUUGGACCCCCAGUUCAAGCUCACUUGGAGCAGCAACCCUGACUGGCACAGACAAGUUCUCAUAGAGGAGUUAUCCAAACAUUCCACUGCCUCCAGACACACAGACCCCAACACAGACCUACAUGCUCAAUCCCAGACCCCUCCUGCCCCUGCUCCAUCGCCUGUCUCCUCACUUUCUCGGCCCUGUAAGCUGUUCUCUUUCAUCAAGCAGAGACCCACAACACAGGCCAAGAGCCUAGAGCAGGAGUUGGCCAUCUACCUACGAGAGGAACCCACAGAUGAAGAGGCUUUGCAUUACUGGCGGCGUAAAGCAAUUGACUUUCCUCUGCUUGCCCAGGUGGCUAAGAGGGCGUUUACCAUACCUGCUUGUGGCACUGUAGUGGAGAGCAUUUUCACUACUGCUGGGCACUGUCUGGGGCCAGAGAGAGGCCGUGUCUUACCAAAGAACCUGGAAACGCUCAUCUACCUCAAAGCCAACUACAGAUUAUUAUGGACUUAAAGCUAAGAGUCAAGCAUUUCUUUUACUUAAAUAGCAACUGAAGGCUUUAUACCUGUAAUAAAGUUACUUCUUGGAUACUAACCUUUGUUCCUCUCUAAGGAAACUGAGCUAGCAACAUAACAAAGUCCUCAUACUACACAUCAUUUGACAUGAGAUGGAAUGAAUUAUCCAGAAUUUCAGAGCCGAGGCUCAGUUUCCAUUCUUAAGAAGGGUUUUCCAGACUGCAGUAGGUGCGGAUUGCUGCAUACGGACUAUCAUACCGCAUGCUGUGGACCAAGGGAACUAGAAGCAGAUCAAUACAAAAGCAUUUACUUUGACAUUAUUUUGCCUGAUCAGGGUCUCCAGACAACCACAAGACAACAAAUCCCCCACUCUCUAUCCUCCCACCCCCAAAGACAGCUUGUGUCUGUACCAACAUUGAUAUGCCAACAAUAACCAAAUGGUCAAUUAUUACAUACUGUUGUAUAUGAUUUUUUUUCACUGAUAUACAAUAAUCCUAGAGGUUGUGACUAAUGCAUUGGAUGUUGUUUUUGAAGGAAGGCAUCAGCUGCUAAAGAAUAUGUCAGUGCAUCAUCCACUUAUUCUUUUUUCUUUUCUCUGUAUGUAUGCCUCAUCAUUGGGACAUCAUAAUAAAUGAGUUUCACUUCCCCAAUGCAGAGGUGUGUGCAGUUUGCA
Siniperca chuatsi (mandarin fish) is the source of this 3996-nucleotide messenger RNA. Its product is annotated as zinc finger BED domain-containing protein 4. Lineage: Eukaryota; Metazoa; Chordata; Actinopteri; Centrarchiformes; Sinipercidae. The coding region runs from base 1222 to 3321 and encodes 699 amino acids. The transcript is spliced from 5 exons. The record is from RefSeq and is a predicted model, not a curated record. Gene Ontology annotation, molecular function: protein dimerization activity.